Coffea arabica (coffee) is the source of this 2597-nucleotide messenger RNA. Its product is annotated as BTB/POZ domain-containing protein SR1IP1-like. Gene Ontology annotation, molecular function: protein binding. The record is from RefSeq and is a predicted model, not a curated record. NCBI's taxonomy places the organism in Eukaryota, Viridiplantae, Streptophyta, Magnoliopsida, Gentianales, Rubiaceae.
AAAAGAGACAUGCUGCUUAGUUCUAAGAUUACCACGAAGUACUGCAUGAGAGUUGCUCGUCUAACUUUACCAAAUAUCACUCGUUUGUGACGUGCAUAAACAUAAAAGUACUUGGUCGAGGUCUUUUGAUUAUUCACUAUGGGGGAUGCUGAGUUCCAAGCUGCUGGACAAUCCACAAGUCCCAACAUGUCUAGUAAGAAGAAAGAGCUUCUUUCCACUGCUAUGAAGAGAACUAGUGAAUGGAUCUUUUCGCAGGAGAUUCCAAGUGAUGUUAUUGUUCACGCUGGAGGAACGCCCUUCUCUCUGCACAAGUUCCCACUGGUCUCAAAGUGUGGAUACAUAAGGAAAUUGGUCUCUGAAUCCAAUGAUGCUGAUCUUUCUGAAAUUGAAGUUCCUGACAUUCCUGGUGGAGCAGAGGCGUUUGAACUUGCAGCAAAGUUUUGCUAUGGAAUAAAUUUUGAGAUAAGUACAGAAAACAUAGCCAUGCUUAGAUGUGGCGCUGAGUAUCUUGGGAUGACAGAGGAAUGUGCUAUUGGAAAUCUAGUUGGAAGAACCGAAGCUUACCUAAAUGAAGUGGCACUCAAAAGCCUUGCAAGUGCGGUUUCCAUUUUGCAUUCCACAGAAAGUUUUCUUCCGGUGGCAGAGGAAGUAAAAUUGGUUAGCCGGUGCAUAGACACAAUUGCUUAUAUAGCCUGCAAAGAUAACCAAUUUGCUACAUUAGGUAGGGCAGACAGUGGCAACCAUGGCAUAAAUUCCUCAAUGGUGUUUCAACCUAAAGCAAUUGUUGAUUGGUGGGCUGAGGAUUUAACUGUCCUUAGAAUUGAUAUGUUCCAACGGGUGCUUAUUGCGAUGAUGGCUAGGGGAUUUAAACAAUAUUCCCUUGGUCCGAUACUGAUGCUAUAUGUGCAGAAAUCACUUCGAGGUUUGGAAAUAUUUGGAAAGGGAAGGAAAAAAAUUGAGCUGCGACAAGAACACGAGAAGAGGGUUGUUUUAGAAACAAUCGUUAGUCUUCUACCGAGAGAGAAGCAUUCCUUGUCCGUCAGCUUUCUCUCGAUGCUGCUUAGGGCUGCAAUUUAUCUGGAAACGACGUUUGCUUGCAGGCUUGACUUGGAGAAGAGGAUAGCUUUGCAACUAGGACAGGCUGUGCUAGAUGAUCUCUUAAUUCCCUCGUACUCUUUCACUGGAGAUACACUAUUCGACGUGGAGACAGUCCAGCGGAUAAUGAUGAAUUAUCUAGAUCAUGAAAUGGAGGGGCACAGAUCAGGACUUAAUGCAGAUGAAGAUCUUCUUUCUCCAUCUACUGACAUGGAAAGAGUAGGGAGGCUAAUGGAGAAUUACCUUGCUGAAAUCGCUUCUGAUCGAAACUUGUCUGUUUCGAAGUUUGUUGGUCUUGCUGAACUCUUACCUGAACGUUCAAGAAUCACAGAAGAUGGCAUGUAUAGGGCAAUUGACAUCUAUUUAAAGGCUCAUCCUGCAUUAAGUGACAUGGAGAGAAAGAAAGUCUGCAGCGUAAUGGACUGUCAAAAGCUGUCCAGGGAAGCCUGCGCUCAUGCAGCUCAGAAUGAUCGACUUCCGGUUCAAACUGUCGUUCAAGUGCUUUACUAUGAGCAACAACGCCUUCGGGAGGCAGUCGAUGGCACGGAAGGUGAAACCCCUAAUCUUGCCCUCAAGGUAAAUCAGCACCCUGCUGGCAGCCACACAGCUCCACAAGAACUCUCAAGCUUGCGAAAAGAAAAUCAGGAUCUGAAAUUGGAACUAGUGAAAAUGAGAACAAGAUUGCGAGAACUUGAAAAAUCUUCAGAUAAAUCCUAUGCAGCCAGUCCCUUGGUUAUCACUCUUCCCUCUGCUGAGAAGCCUCCAUUGCCUAGAAAAUCACUCAUCAGUUCUGUCUCGCGAAAACUGGGCAAGAUUAAUCCAUUUCUUCGUGCUGAUGCACUUUUCCCUUCAAAUGCAAAAGUUCGGAGCAAACCUAGCAAGGAUCGGAGGCAUUCCAUAUCAUAACAACGCUGUAUGCUUCAGUUUUCCAGGAUUUUCGACGCUCCAAGAAAACAGAUUCAGAUUAUGCAAAUUUAUUUGUUCUGCCGAACUUGAAUCCAGCCGGCAGAUGGUUGCUCUCUAGUCUGGAAUGAUAGGCACCGGCGACCCAGUGGUGUAUCGUGUCAGCGGACAUAUUAGUUCAAUGACUUCAAUCUAGGAAAGCGAUUCUGGGGACCUAAAAGUUCAGCAUCUGGUUAUUGGAACCGGUGGGGUAUCUGGUUAAAUUGAAACCAAAAAAUAGAGCACGAUACACAGGCUACAAGUGUUCUCAUCAUGUCCAUUGGUCCACGUCCGAGGCAAAUUAUUGUAGAACUUCAAAUAGGAGGAUAAUUACAUCAUUGAACUUUCUGGUUCAAAGAUUGGAUGAGUUCAACUUUAAGAGAGAGAGAGAGAGAGAAGUCGAUCAUAUACAUUAUUGCUGGGAGCCUUAUUUAAUUGGAAUUAGGAAUCUUGAUGUUCAUUUGGUGGCAGACAAAUUGUUGGAUAUAAUUUCCAUGUGGUAGUUGGAGAACCAAAGAACAUCAAAUAGAAUACAAGCUAGAAACGAAAGUAUUGAAUCA